This is a messenger RNA of Thermochaetoides thermophila DSM 1495, 741 nucleotides long. RefSeq lists its product as uncharacterized. NCBI's taxonomy places the organism in Eukaryota, Fungi, Ascomycota, Sordariomycetes, Sordariales, Chaetomiaceae. Bases 1 to 741 code for a protein of 246 amino acids. Gene Ontology annotation, biological process: glutathione metabolic process. Gene Ontology annotation, molecular function: glutathione peroxidase activity; glutathione transferase activity. The record is from RefSeq and is a predicted model, not a curated record. Gene Ontology annotation, cellular component: peroxisome; mitochondrion. The transcript is spliced from 5 exons.
AUGGGCGGCAAGAUCGAGUGCUACCUUGACCUCGCGUCGCUGUACAGCUAUCUUGCCUUCUUGGACCUGCGCAGAAACAAGCCGCUGCUUGACGCUCACAAGGUCGAGGUUGAGUUCCACCCCGUCCUCUUGGGCGGUAUCAACGCCGGUUCUGGCAACCGUCCCCCAUGGACACUCCCCGCCAAAGCCAAGUACGGCGUCUACGACGCCCGCCGCUCCAUCGGUCGGCACCCGGGCCUGCAGAUCAACUUCCCUGACGAUCUGUUCUCCCUGGCGCGAACGCAGCCCGCCCUCCGCGCCCUGCACUACAUCAAACGCCACUACCCUUCCACCACCUACCUCACCGCCUUCCACUACCUCUUCUACCUGUUCUGGUCCCCGCCCAAAAACGCGGACCUCACCACAGCACAAAACGUGGCUGCUGCCCUCGCCAGUGUCCCCCGCGACUUCGACGGUAAGCCUCCUUCCGCCUCCAGCCCCAAGCUCUUCACCGAGCAGGAGGUCAAGGAGAUUAUGCAGGCUGCCGGGUCCGAGGAGUAUAAGAACAUUUUGAAGAAGACGACGCAAGAGGCGCUGGAGAAGGGCGCAUUUGGAAACCCGUGGUUAUGGGUUACCAAUGAGAAGGGGGAGAGCGAGCCGUUUUUUGGGAGCGAUCGGUUCCAUUUUGUGUACCAGUUCUUGGGAUUGCCAUACCGGGAUGUAACGUUGCUGCCACCGGGUGGGGAGAAGGCGAAGAUUUGA